Messenger RNA from Quercus robur (English oak), 1910 nucleotides. RefSeq names its product ACT domain-containing protein ACR9. The record is from RefSeq and is a predicted model, not a curated record. Bases 240 to 1505 code for a protein of 421 amino acids. NCBI's taxonomy places the organism in Eukaryota, Viridiplantae, Streptophyta, Magnoliopsida, Fagales, Fagaceae. The transcript has 6 exons.
UGUGUCACAAACACAAAAAACCGUACAAUACACUAAUACAGAUUAUAGACCAUUUCCAGCCAACCCCUUUGCCCUAUCUACCAUUUCGCCGCCGCCGCCGCAGCAAUAGAGCUCAGCUCUGGAGCGAGGAGGACGAUGAUGAAUAUAUUGAUAUGUAGCUCCUAGGGAGGGUGGGGGCAUUAAAGUCAUUUGGUACCUCUCUCUCUCUCUUCUCUUCUCUUCUCUGCUCAGCUCAGGAAAUGGGCAUUCCCUGCGACGACGUCGUGUUGAUUCAGCAUGGCGAAAUUCCCGACGAGCCCUCCGUCAUUACGGUGAAUUGUCCCGACAAGGCUGGGCUUGGCUGCGAUCUUUCUAGAAUAAUCCUCGAGUUCGGACUUUGCAUUACCAGAGGAGAUUCUUCAAAGGAUGGAAGAUGGUGUUACCUAGUAUUGUGGGUUGUUCCACAACAUAGCUCACUUAAAGUUGAUUGGGAGAGCUUGAAAAGCCGGCUUCUAGCUGCAUGCCCUUCUUGUUUGUUUUCGUAUUACUUCAAUCAGCAGUCGAAUCGUCCCUCGCCAUCUCCACUAUACCUUUUAAAGUUUUGGUGCCUUGACCAAAAAGGAUCAUUACAUGAUAUUACUAGGGUGCUUUGUGAGCUUGAUCUUUCAAUUCAAAGAGUAAAAGUGAUGCCAACCCCAGAUGGCAGGGUUUUAGACCUGUUCUUCAUCACAGACGGCAUGGAGCUAUUAGACACAAAACAGAGGCGAGAAGAUGUGUGUGAACAUCUGACAGCUGUUCUAGGAAAGAAUUUUAUCAACUGUGAACUUCAGUUGGCAGGGCCUGAGUAUGAGCGUUUGCGGGGGUUUUCAGAUCUGCCACCAGCAGUUGCUGAAGAAUUAUUUAGUAGUGAGCCGUCAGACAAGUACACUUCCAUGUUGCAAGCUCUCAGCCCAAGUAUGAAAACAGUAAAUAAGGCGACUGUUACUGUAGAUAAUAUAAUGAGUCCAGUGCAUACUUUGCUUCAGAUACAAUGUGUUGAUCACAAGGGCCUGAUAUAUGAUGUUAUGAGGAUUACUAAAGACUGCAAUAUUCAGAUCGUCUAUGGUAGAUUUUCUUCAAGUGUGGAAGGCAUCCGAAAUAUGGACUUGUUUGUCCAGCAAACAGAUGGGAAGAAGAUUGUGGAUCCUGAGAGACAGAUCGCAUUGUGUUCUCGCUUAAAAGAGGAGAUGCUUCACCCAUUGCGGGUGAUUAUUGCCAACCGGGGCCCCGAUACUGAACUCUUGGUUGCUAAUCCAGUUGAGUUAUCUGGAAAGGGAAGGCCCCGUGUAUUCUACGAUGUUACAUUUGCUCUAAAAACGUUAGGAAUAUGCAUUUUCUCGGCUGAAAUUGUGAGGCAUUCAACAUCAGAUCGCCAGUGGGAAGUCUACAAAUUUCUCUUGGAGGAAUCACGUGAAUUCCCUUUGGCAAGCAGUCGAGCAAGAAGUCUGAUUGUAAACAGAGUUCGAAGAACAUUAAUGGGCUGGUGAGCUGCUUCAUUUGCUACAUUUAUUUUGGUGAGGAAUGCAGUUUGGCAGCAGAAUAGUAUAUGCACUACUGCAUUUUCUCGACCAAUCGACAUCUCUACCUUGCAAGUGCGUCUUUCUUUGCUGAUGCAUGACAGAUGAGUUUUCAGUUGUUGCAGUUUGACUCUUUUUUGAGUUAGCAGAUCCAUGUGUUGUUGCAAGGCUCUCACCAUUGUAAAUAAUCCGACGUUUUGUUUUUCGAAGUUUAAUUUUUUUUUGUAACCCAUGUAUCUUCAUAUACCUAUCCUCAAAAUUCCUAGUAUCUUGUAAGUGAGCUUGGCAAGCAGUUCAUACUUCAUAAAGCCAACCAUUUCAGCUUUAGAAUGAAUAAAAGGACUGAAAAGAAUAGAUAAGGUUGAUCCUGAUUAA